Coccinella septempunctata (seven-spotted ladybird) is the source of this 2694-nucleotide messenger RNA. It is a transcript of the gene SCaMC, whose product is annotated as calcium-binding mitochondrial carrier protein SCaMC-2-A. Bases 195 to 1685 code for a protein of 496 amino acids. The record is from RefSeq and is a predicted model, not a curated record. Gene Ontology annotation, biological process: transmembrane transport. The transcript has 8 exons. Gene Ontology annotation, molecular function: calcium ion binding; ATP transmembrane transporter activity. NCBI's taxonomy places the organism in Eukaryota, Metazoa, Arthropoda, Insecta, Coleoptera, Coccinellidae.
UGAUGUGUCAAAGAGAAAUGUGCCAGAAAUCCGCAUGAAAUGAAAGGAAAGAGGUUGAUCGCCUUUCUAAAAAAAAGUCGCAAUGCGGUGUUUAUGAGAUCCAUUUUCUUCUGAAAACCUUCAAAAAAUCCUUCUGAAACUUUCGUGAUAUUAUAUGGUUCUGGCCGCUGUUGAUUGAAAGUAAUUGGAUCAUAAUGUCUAAUAUAAAAAAUUGGAGUGGAACUUUGCCCAAAACAACUUUCUCUCAUGAGCUGCCACAAGAGGACGAAGAAAGGCUAGAGAAACUUUUCAAGAAAUUGGAUAAAGAUGGAAAUGGAAAAAUUGAUAUACACGACCUUUCUGAUGAACUCAAAAAAUUUGGGGUUCACCAACAUUAUGCAGAGAAAUUUCUGAAGAGUUCCAAAUCCAAUGGUGAUCAUUUGUCAUUGGCAGACUUCAUUAUUUAUGUGAGAGAACAUGAAAAGAACUUGAGAUUACACUUUUCUCAUUUGGAUCGUAAUCGUGAUGAAAUGGAGGAGAAGAUUUAUCUGAAGAUUUAUGUAUUGUGUUUGUGUUUUUUUAAAGGCAAGAUUGACUUGGAAGAAUUGGCAGGGGCAUUUAAGGAUCUGGGUAUUCCAUUGGAAAAAGCUGAGGCGAAGAAGCUUUUACAAAGGAUGGACCAAGACGGAAGUUUGAAUAUAAGUUUCGAUGAAUGGAGGGAUUUUUUAUUGCUUGCCCCUAGCCAUGAUAUACAUCAGCUGAUUAAAUAUUGGCGUCAUUCUACGUACCUCGACAUCGGGGAGGACAUGAAUGUUCCCGAUGACUUCACGCAGAGUGAAAUGCAGACAGGAAUGUGGUGGCGCCAUCUAGCCGCGGGCGGCAUAGCUGGUGCCGUAUCACGUACAUGUACAGCCCCCCUGGACAGACUGAAAGUUUUUCUCCAAGUACAACCAACCAAACAGAAGAUUUUCGACUGUUUCAAGGGGAUGCUGAAAGAGGGAGGCAUAAAAGGUUUAUGGAGAGGUAACGGUAUCAACGUUUUGAAAAUUGCACCCGAGACUGCGAUAAAGUUUGCUUCCUACGAACAAGUGAAAAGGCUCAUAAAGGGCGACUCGAAGGAAAACCUUGGCAUUUACGAGAGAUUCAUUGCUGGAGCUCUUGCCGGAGGCAUAAGCCAAACGGCUAUUUACCCCAUGGAGGUGCUGAAGACAAGGUUGGCUCUUCGAAAAACGGGCCAAUAUAAGAGCAUAGCCGAUGCCGCGUUCAAGAUCUACACAAACGAAGGUCCGAAAAGCUUUUAUCGAGGUUACAUUCCCAAUAUUCUAGGCAUCAUUCCCUAUGCUGGCAUAGAUCUUGCUGUUUACGAAACGCUUAAGAAGAAUUACCUCAGUACGCAUGCCUCGGAUGAACAACCUAGCUUUUACCUGUUAUUGGCCUGCGGCAGCGCUUCCAGUACCCUGGGUCAGAUGUGCUCUUAUCCCUUAGCUUUAAUCAGGACAAGAUUGCAAGCUACAACGGUCCACACUUCUAUGGAUGGGUCAGCAGUGAACAUGACAGGGCUAUUCAGGCGGAUAGUGAAAACGGAAGGAGUGACCGGACUCUACAGGGGGAUCACUCCGAAUUUCAUCAAAGUAAUGCCGGCAGUCAGUAUUAGCUACGUCGUUUACGAGUACUCGAGCAGAUUACUUGGUGUGAACAUGACAUGAUGAAGCACUUCGUCUAGGAACAAAUUUUUCUUUAGGAGAUUGAUUGCAUUUCUUGGGGCAGGGCCCUGAGAGCAGAGUUUGGUUGAGGAUAUCCUCCAAUCGUUUUUCUUGUUGAUGAAUUAUUAAUUUAUUUGUACAGAUUGAUAUUAAUUUAAGCUCAAAAUAUUAAUAAGCUUCACCGGCUGUUAAUAUGUUUAAACACCUCGUCAAAAUUUGGAGAAUCUAGGCGGGAAGGAAUUUUUCGAAUGACUACUUUCUGUGAUGGCCUCCGAUUAUAUUUAUAACAGUUUUAUAUAUUUUUAAUAUGCUUAUUCCUAGUGAUUUGAAAGGUGUUACCCAGUGACUAGAAAAUACACGAAUAAAGUAAAUUUUGGAAAUGCGAACCUUGUUUGAAUAGGCAACUGUUUUUUCAUUAUUAACUAUUUGUCAUAUUGUCUAAGUUUGUUCUCAUUUGAAUCUUUUUGAAACUUUUUUUUUAUAAAAUACACUUGAAAUAGGUCGAACCGGUUUGUUAUUAUUUUUCUCACAUUCAUUCCUUCGUUGGUGGAAUAACAAAAUGAUACAAUUCUUUUUUAUUUGAAUAUGUUGACCCAUAUAAUAGACAAUAACAUCACGUAAAUCUACUUUUUUAUAAAUAAUCCAUAUGCAUAUUCCAGGUAAGUAUUUGUUGUUCUGUUGACUUAGAGACUAAAUUUUCCGCAAUUUUCACGAAUAACUGAUAUUUUAUACAGUUAAAUUUCAUACGAUUAGAGUCUUAUAUUCAUGUGAAGGAUGUGUCAAAUUUUGACGAGGAAUAGCGUGCUAACGUAUUCGUGUGUAAAUUUUCCUACCAAAGAUGUAUGACAGCAUUCACUCUCUUACAAUUGUUACGUGAUAAAUAUUUAAAAUUGUUGUAUCUAUGACUUCAAGGUUCUCCGACUAUGGAAAUGUGAUGUACUUAAUAUUUUAAUAAGCGAUAUUUAUUAAAGAAAUCCUAUGUAAUUUAUAAAAAUAAAAUAUUUCAAAUUGA